CUCUUCCUCCUUUCUUUCCAUCCCAAGGCUAACUUUACUUUCUUUUUUUAAAAUUUCUUUUCUUUAUGUACUUUAAAGGCAACCAUGGGUUUGUAAUAACUCUCAUUUUAAAAAAUAAUGCAUAAAUGUAUCUAGCACAUAAUUUGAUUGAAGAACUUUGGGGGUCAAGUUUUUAUUGUUUGGGAUGAACUCAGGACUUUCUUUGGGGAUUUGCUUUAGCCAUUUAGAUAACUCCAUUCCUUGCAUAUAUGUCUAUAAUUAAGUAUUCAGAGUGUGACUUUUUUGGCUUUGUUUUUGUUUUGGGUUUGUUUGUUUCUUCCAUUGUGCUACUCUGGCUUAAGCUUUUUCAGGGGUUGGUGUUCCGAAUACACAGCUCACAGUAUAAAGACAUCAAUUAGGAGUUGACAGGUAUGGAAAACUAGAGUUUUGAAAAGGUAAAAUUAGGUUCUAGGUUAUAUGUUGUAAAAACUCACCAUAGCAUUCAGUUGAUGUUAGUGCUUCUCUUUUUGUGACAUCAUUAUGGAAGUGAAAGGGAAUAAUGAGACAAAGAUAAUAGAAACUAUUCCAGUUAUUUUAAGAGCAGUGUGAUUUCAGAACUAAUCAUUUUAGCAUUUUUGGGACACUAGUUCUAACAGAGAUGUGAGCAGUUUGAGAGUAUCAUAAAAUAAUUGUGUAAACAUUCAAAAAUUACAGAUUUGAACAGAUUGGAGGGCAUUUCUGAAGCACAAGAUCAUUAAGCAGAUGAACUAAGGCCAUAAAACAAAGUUAGUGGCAGGAAUUGGAAUAUAAAUUGUCUAGUUUAAUGGCCUUUUUAUUAGUUAAUAUGCUAUCUACUCCUCUGUCUACCCAAGUCCACCUACCCUUUCCUCCUUUUCCUGUCCUUCCUAAAGUUUUAGCUCUAAUAUGAGUUACCAUUUUGGGAGAUAAUCUUCUUUCUAAUAGGUAGAAUUGUAGUGACAGUAACCAGGACCUUUUCAAGAUAUAAUUCUGCAUAAUUUUAUCCUGUGGCUUUGGAUGUCCUAUCCAAAGAGGCUAUAAGUCCAAUAAACCACUAGUCAGUGAAUAGGAAAUCCAGGCUUAUAAUGCUAUUUCUACAGCUGAAGGCAUAAAAUAAAUCAUUAACCUGUUUUGUGCUUCAGUUCACUCAUGUAAAAUAGCAACAGUCACUCCCCUAAGCAUCUUAAGACAAAAAUAUUUAUCUGUUGAACUGAAGUUUACUAACAAAGGAAUCCCACCUGCACUCCUGCAGGAAUUUGUGAUGUAUACUAAAAAAGGCUUGUACAGCAGGACCUUGUUCUCUUGCUGCUUAGAAUGGCUAGCAUUAGGAUGUGUGGACUGUGUGAUUGCAUGGGCCAUGGAGAAUUUAACAGUCUCCAUUCUUCUGCCCCUAUGAGGAUCAUUGACUUGUUAAGAAUGAUCUUGCUUUCAGAUAUCACCAUAUUCACUUAUUAGAUGAGCCUUAUAUAGCAUAUAUACCUGGCUGCUAUUGUGGGGUUUGGGAACAUGAGGGGUGGGGUGAAUUGUUGUUGUUUUAGGUUUCAGUCAGACAGACAUCCCUGUGCCCCAGUUCCCAGAAGCACAGCAGGCCUCUAGGAGCAUCCGUGGGAACGGCGCAGUCCUGACAUCACCAACUCUUCUGCUCAGGCUCAUCCCAUAUACAGAGGUGGCGUAUGUGUUCGUGUUUUAAUGUAUUCAGAGCCAUUGGGCAAUAAGCAGUCCAGAACAUUGAAAACUCAAGCAGGUAAAGCACCUAACACCCUUAGUUUCUAGAAUUACUUUUAAAAACUCCUUUAUUGCUGCAUCCUCCACAAUUCUUGUGGUAGUCUCUGCACUUAAAAUUUGUAGGAGUUGUAGACUACCUGGUUAAAAUUGUAAAUUAUGUAUUUAUUUGUAAGAUUGUAGGGAUAGGUGAAGAAGGAAAGUGUAACAGAAAAGAAAUGGCUCCUUGAGAUGGCAACUGCUGAGUGUCUAAAUCUUUCCACUUUUUUUUUUUUUUUUUUAAUUUUCUCAGCUUAGCAUGAACAUUGAUCAUACAUUGUUUGAUUUCCUGUGAUGGGGAUUUUUGUUGUUUUGACUUCUGGUGGGGAGGUCUUGGGAAAACAUGAGGAAGUUCAUGCACAGGUGAAGAUAUGAAAUGUUAAAGGAAUUUUUCUGUUUAAUCUGAAAUAGUAAGCAAGAACUUUUUCUAUAUACCCUUCUGCUGCAGCAGAGAGAUAAACUGGUAGGUGGCAGCAGAAGAAGGAGUUCUUCAGAUUGAUGGCUACCGACAGAAUCUACAUAGAAGAGAGAGAGCAUGGCAUACCAAGUGAAGCAAAGGGGGCACAAAAUAGAAACAAGACUCAGAUAGCUGGAUUUUGGCUCUAAAUGAAACUACCUGGUGACAUUACCUGCCACUCUUAACUUUCCCUCUACUCAGAGGGUUUGUUUGGAUCUGAGCCCUGGGGACUAUAAUGUAAAAUUUACCGUUACUCUGGAGACCAAGGACAAGACCCAGAAGCUUCUAGAACAGUCUGGAAUGAAGAAGAGGCACUUACAUUGCAUCUCCUUUUUGGUACCCCCUCCUGCUGGUGGCACGGAAGAAGUGGCCACAAUCCGGGUGUCGGGAACCGGAAAAAACAUCAGCUUUGAGGAGAAGAAAAAGGUUCUAAUUCAGAGGCAGUGGAAUGGCAUCUUUAUACAAACUGACAAACCUGUCUACAACCCGGGGCAGCGAGUGCAUUUCCGCAUUGUCAGCCUGAACAGCAACUUUCUUCCAGUGAACGACAAGUACUCCAUAGUGGAACUGGAGGAUCCGAAUAGCAACAGGAUUGCACAAUGGCUGGAAGUGGUGCCCGAGCAAGGCAUUGUCGAGCUAUCCUUCCAACUGGCACCAGAGGCAACGCUGGGCACCUAUACAGUGACAGUGGCUGAGGGCAAGACCUUUGGCACCUUCAGUGUGGAAGAAUAUGUGCUGCCGAAGUUUAAAUUGGAGGUCGUGGAACCCAAGCAGUUAUCAGUGGUGGACAAAUCUUUCCUAGUAAAAAUUUGUUGCAGGUACACCUAUGGAAAGCCCAUGCUGGGGGCCGUGCAGGUAUCAGCGUGUCAAAAGGCACAUAAUUACUGGUUCCCAAAGGCAGAAGAGGAACAGCUACUCGACAACUGCAGGAACAUCUCUGGACAGACUGACAAAGCAGGAUGCUUCUCAGCUUCUGUGGACAUGUCCACCUUCAACCUCACUAGUUAUAGGUAUAGCCACAGGAUCAAUAUUGUGGCUACUGUGGUGGAGGAAGGGACAGGAGUGGAGGCCAAUACCACACAGAAGAUAGACAUUUCUUCACAAAUGGGAUCAAUGAGCUUUGAAGACACCAAUAAUUUUUAUCACCCCAAUUUCCCCUUCAGUGGGAAGAUAAGAGUCAGGGGCCGUGAUGGCUCCCUUCUCAAGAGUCAUUCAGUGUUUCUGGUGAUUAAAGGCAUAAAUGGAACCACCAACCAGACCCUCAUUACAGACAAUGAUGGCCUCGCUCCCUUCCAGUUGGAUACGAUUACUUGGAAUGGGACAGACAUUUCUCUGGAGGGCAGGUUCCAAAUGGAAGAUUUGGAAUAUAAGCCAGAACAGGUGCAUCAUUACUACCAAAAUGCCUACCUUUACCUGCGACCCUUCUACAACACAACUCGCAGCUUUGUUGGCAUCCGCCCGCUAAGUGGCAUCUUGGAAUGUGGCCAGCCCCAGGAAGUACUGGUGGAUUAUUACAUUGAUCCGGAUGAUGUGAACCCUGACCAGGAAGUCAUCUUCUCCUACUAUUUAACAGGGAAAGGAAAUUUGGAGAUGGAGGGGCAGAAACACUUGAACUCUAAGAAGAAAGGACUGAAAGGCUCCUUCUCUCUUUCACUGACCUUCAGUUCCAGACUAGCCCCUGAUCCUUCCCUGGUGAUCUAUGCCAUUUUUCCCACUGGAGGUGUUAUAGCUGACAAAGUUCAGUUCUCAGUAGAGCUAUGCUUUGACAAUCAGGUUUCCCUUGGCUUCUCCUCUUCCCAGCAGCUUCCAGGAGCAGAUGUGGAACUACAGCUUCAGGCAGCUCCUGGUUCCCUGUGUGCAGUCCGGGCCGUAGAUGAGAGUGUCUUACUACUUAGACCAGAGAGAGAGCUGAGCAACAGCUCUGUCUAUGGGAUAUUCCCAUUCUGGCAUGGUUACUACCCCUAUCAGGUGGCUGAACAUGAUGAAUGUCCAGCGUCUGGUCCGUGGGACUUUCCUCAACCCCUCAUUAGGCCGAUGUCUGUGGGGCGUUGGAGCGAGCAUCAGAUUAUACGGAGGCCUUGGUUCACUGAAGGCACGGACCUUUUUGGGUUUUUCCAGGAUAUGGGCCUGAAAAUUCUGUCUAAUGCCAAAAUCAAGAAGCCAGUGGAUUGCAGUUACUGGUCUCCAGAAUACAGCAUGGUAACAGGAGGAGCAAGUGAUAAAAUUCGUCCAGUGGCUUUUGAGUCAUCCUCUUCAUCACUUCAGUCAGAGGAUUCUCAGGUCCGCCAGUACUUCCCGGAGACUUGGCUCUGGGACCUGUUUCCUAUUGGUAACUCAGGGAAGGAGGCUGUCCACGUCACAGUUCCUGAUACCAUCACUGAGUGGAAAGCCAUGACUUUUUGCACCUCCCAGUCCAGCGGCUUUGGUCUUUCACCCACUAUGGGACUAACUGCUUUCAAGCCAUUCUUUGUUGAUCUGACUCUCCCCUACUCAGUAGUUCGUGGAGAAUCCUUUCGUCUUACUGCCACCAUCUUCAAUUAUCUAAAGAACUGCAUCAGGGUUCAGACUAACCUGGCUAAAUCAGAUGAGUACCAGGUGGAAUCGUGGACAGACUCUCAGGCCUCCAGCUGUCUCUGUGCUGAUGAAGCAAAAACCUAUCACUGGAAUAUCACAGCUGUCAAAUUAGGUCAUGUAAACUUUACUAUUAGUACUAAGAUUCUGGACAGCAAUGAACUCUGUGGGGGCCAGAAGGGGUUUGUUCCAGAAAAGGGCCGGAGUGACACACUCAUCAAACCAGUUCUGGUCAAGCCUGAAGGAGUUCUCGUGGAGAAGACACACAGCUCAUUGCUGUGCCCAAAAGGAAAAGUGGCUUCAGAAUCCAUCUCCUUGGAGAUCCCUGUGGAUGUUGUUCCUGAUUCAACCAAGGCUUAUGUUACUGUUCUGGGAGACAUUAUGGGCACAGCCCUGAAGAACCUAGACAAUCUGGUGCAGAUGCCAAGUGGCUGUGGGGAGCAGAACAUGGUCUUGUUUGCUCCCAUCAUCUAUGUCUUGCAGUACCUGCAGAAGUCAGGGUUGCUGACUGAGGAAAUCAGGUCUCGGGCAGUGGGUUUCCUGGAGAUAGGGUACCAGAAGGAGCUAAUGUACAAACACAGCAAUGGCUCAUACAGUGCCUUUGGGGAGCAGGAUGGAAAUGGAAACACAUGGCUGACAGCCUUUGUCACCAAAUGCUUUGGCCAAGCUCGAGAAUUCAUCUUCAUUGAUGACAAGAACAUCCAGGAUGCUCUGGAGUGGAUGGCAGGAAACCAGCUCCCCAGCGGCUGCUAUGCCAAUGUGGGAAAGCUCCUUCACACAGCGAUGAAGGGUGGUGUUGAUGAUGAGACCUCCUUGGCUGCAUACAUCACAGCUGCAUUGCUGGAGAUGGGCCAGACCCCAGAUGACCCAAUGGUGAGUCGGGGUCUGCAGUGUCUCAAGAAUUCUGUUUCCUCCACCACCAGUCUCUACACACAGGCCCUACUAGCGUACACUUUUUCUCUGGCUGGGGAAAUGGACAUCAGAAACAUUCUUCUUGAAAAGUUAGACCAACAGGCUAUCAUCUCAGGAGAGUCCAUUCACUGGAGCCAGAAACCUACUCCAUCAUCAAAUGCCAGCCCUUGGUCUCAGCCUCAGGCCGUAGAUGUGGAACUUACAGCAUAUAUAUUGUUGGCCUGGCUUAGCAAAUCCAGCCUAACUCAAAAGGAGAUAGCCAAGGCCACUGGCAUAGUGGCUUGGUUGGCCAAGCAACGCAAUGCCUAUGGGGGCUUCUCUUCCACUCAGGAUACUGUAGUUGCUCUCCAAGCUCUUGCCAAAUAUGCCAGUACUGCCUAUAAGCCAUCGGAGGAAGUCAGCCUGGCUGUAAAAUCCACUGAGAAUUUCCAGCGUACUUUCAACGUUCGUGCUGCAAACCGGCUAGUAUUUCAGCAGGAAACUCUGCCUAAUGUCCCUGGAGUGUACACAUUGGAGGCCUCAGGCCAGGGGUGUAUCUAUGUGCAGACGGUGCUGAGAUACAAUAUUCUCCCUCCUAAAAAUGUGGAGACCUUUGAUCUUAGUGUGGAAAUGGGCAAAGCUAAGUGUGAGCUAUCUACUUCACCUCGAUCAUUGACUCUCACUGUUCACACAAGUUAUGUGGGGAGUCGCAGCUCUUCCAAUAUGGCCAUUGUGGAAGUGAAGAUGCUUUCUGGGUUCAGUCCCAUGGACGGCACCAAUCAGUUACUUCUCCAGCAACCACUGGUGAAGAAGGUUGAAUCUGGAACUGACACACUUAACAUUUACUUGGAAGAGCUCAGUAAAAAGACUCAGAGCUAUACAUUCACCAUCAGCCAAAGUGUGUUGGUCACUAACUUGAAACCAGCAACCGUCAAGGUCUAUGACUACUACCUACCAGAUGAACAGGCAACAAUUCAGUAUUCUGAUCCUUGUGAACAAGAAGUUGGAAAGAAACUGAAUUAAUCCUCUGUGACAUUACUGGACAGCAUUCUUCAGCCUCUUAAAGCAGAGCUCAUUCAGUUAAAUAAUUUGAUUUCUCUGAUUGACUAGAAAGUAGAUAAAGAUGAACAUGCCGGAACCUCAGCUACUUUCUACCACUUUUUAGACGCAUUGGUGCCAGAAUAAAGGGUUGGGGGAGAUGGGAUAGGGAUAAAAACAAAGGGGGAACUACAUAGCAAAGAUCAUUGCAGGAGGAGAUGAGGUUUAGCCUUCUCUUUAACCAUUUAGAGGACUCUCCAGAGAGGAGAUGGUAGUAGAGGGUGAUCCAAGGAAGAUGAGAAUGUCCUCCUGGAGAUUAACUUACGGGAAAAUGUAAUUUAGGGCUUUUGGAAUAGACUGAAAAAAUAAAUUUCCUUUUUUUGGAAAAAAUCCAUGUACUAGGCUCUGUGCAUAUUUUUGUGGAUAUCAAAGGUUCUGUUUAAGGAUAAUAAUCUUCCUUUGACAAAAACUUACAAUUUGACUUCUUCCUUAAACCUUUUGACCCAGACUUCUCAAAGAAUCAUGUCGAAAUUCAGGGAGGGAUCAGAGAAGAGAAUCAUAAUUAACUGGCCGGUGUUCCGCCAGCCCAUCACUGCAGGGCAAACAGUGAUUGAUAACAAGAAAAGUGGGCGGCCAGGAUUCCCUCUCUGUCUCUGCUGUUCUCCUGCAUGAUCAGUCCCAGCCUUUCCCACACAGAUACCUAUCAUUGUGUAAGCUCUUCCUUGGAGCGAUAUUUUUGUUGCGGAAACAGAGGUU
Molecule: messenger RNA, 7471 nt
Organism: Equus quagga
Lineage: Eukaryota; Metazoa; Chordata; Mammalia; Perissodactyla; Equidae
Gene: A2ML1
Product: alpha-2-macroglobulin like 1
Exons: 37
Coding region: 2516-6700 (1394 amino acids)
Cellular component (GO): extracellular region
Molecular function (GO): endopeptidase inhibitor activity
Source: RefSeq, a predicted model, not a curated record